AUGGUGCCAACAAAAAACAGCUUGAGGCUCACCGACAAGCCAUCACUCUCAAUAGCUAGUAGAUUUGAUCUGCUCCCAGCCGUAGCUUCGAUCCUAAUCGCGGGCCUUGCUGCUCUGUUUACGGGGCUCAAGCGAGACAGAUCCGGCACACCAACCUUCUAUCUUCAUGUCGCGUACGCCAUUCUACGCAAGGCGAGCGCUCGCCUCUCUCCAUUACAGUUCCAAUGGAUAUCCCCUUCCACGGAUGAAGUGUAUAAGCAAUAUAUGCAGUCGCGAGGGGCUGUACCCCAAUCAAUAGAACUGGAAUAUGAUGCUAAGGGCCAUUGGAUUGGAGACAAACAUGCACGGAAUGUAUUGAUCUGGUACCACGGAGGAGGUUUCUGUCUACCUGCCAACAUUGGCUACUUUAAAUUCUGGGAAAGCCUCAUUCAGAGUUCGUCCGCUGCGGGCAAGGAUCUUGCAGUGUUCGCAGUCGCAUAUAGACUUGCUCCAAACGCUCAGUAUCCGACGCAGCUUAUUCAAUCAGUCGAAGCACUGAGAUACAUUUUAACCAAAACUAAUCGUACCCCAGCCAAUAUUCUGUUAGGUGGCGACUCUGCGGGUGGCAACCUGGCCGUCGGAGUUCUCUCGCACCUAACAUCGCCCCAUGAAGCAAUAGUCAAAUUGGACGUCCGGGAGCCACUGGCGGGGACCGUCCUCAUUGCACCGUGGACAUCUCUUGAUACGAGCCCAGACACAGAAUUUAACUGUCUCGGUGACGUGAUUACGCCGGACGUUGCCAAACCCUGGUCACAAGCGUAUCUAGGAAAUGCGAAGCAUGAUUACUAUACCGACGCCAGUAUUGCUCCUUCAAGCUGGUUUCAACAUUUAGAAACACAGAAAAUUCUGGUUCUGGCAGGGGCAAAUGAAAUUAUGUUGCCGUCAAUUCGACAGUUCGUUGAGAAAGUCAAGACUGGAUUUCCUACGGUUGAAUUAUUUAUUGGGCACCAGGAAGGCCAUGUGGCCCCUAUAUACAAUUUGUAUGUGGGAGAUAGUAAGGAAACACAACAGGGGAAGAGAUUGAAAGCCUGGCUGAGAGAGAUCCUCUGA
Messenger RNA from Aspergillus caelatus, 1089 nucleotides. RefSeq names its product alpha/beta hydrolase. The record is from RefSeq and is a predicted model, not a curated record. The transcript is spliced from 4 exons. Gene Ontology annotation, molecular function: hydrolase activity. The coding region runs from base 1 to 1089 and encodes 362 amino acids. Lineage: Eukaryota; Fungi; Ascomycota; Eurotiomycetes; Eurotiales; Aspergillaceae.